Messenger RNA from Centropristis striata (black sea bass), 7880 nucleotides. RefSeq names its product alpha-kinase 3a (gene alpk3a). The record is from RefSeq and is a predicted model, not a curated record. Bases 765 to 6242 code for a protein of 1825 amino acids. The transcript has 15 exons. NCBI's taxonomy places the organism in Eukaryota, Metazoa, Chordata, Actinopteri, Perciformes, Serranidae. Gene Ontology annotation, cellular component: nucleus. Gene Ontology annotation, biological process: protein phosphorylation; cardiac muscle cell development. Gene Ontology annotation, molecular function: protein serine/threonine kinase activity; ATP binding.
GAUGUGAUGAUAGAAUAAUCUACAAAGUUUCUAAUACAAUUAUGUAAAAGAUUUCGUCCUUAAAAAAUAAAUAAACAACACGUCAAGAACAGUCCAAUUAUUUUCUAGGUGUAGCCUAUUUUUGUCUUAUUGAUGUGAAACGUGAUCAGCUAGCAGGUCUCUGUGUUUUGACCAUGUGUUGCAAUAUGAAGGGGGCUGUCCUUAACCAGCUCUUGAGCAAAGCAUAGGACAUAGACCAUUGGUUGUCAUCAGCAACAGACACAGACAUGUUUUGCAAAUCCACAUCAACUCCAAGAAAGUGUCUCACUAAGAUGGGACACCCUUUUUCCAACUUAAUAACACAAAUCAAAACAAAGCCGUAACAUUUUUACAGUAUGACCUUUGGUUAAGUGAUUUUUACCAAUGUCUUCUGGUUGGAAGCUUUAACUCUAACUUUAGUUUAGUUUUUAGACUUCUUUCUUAAGUCUAAAGUCUAGUUUUGGAAAAUCUGAUGUGCUCCUGCACCUAUUUGUAGGGCUGCUAUAAAUAGGCUCCUGCUGGCAACACAUGCGCGUCUAUGAUAGGCAGUUACCAAGAUUUUCUUCACAGACUCUGGCUCCAAAGCAACACUGACAACAUCUCAAUGGGAUUUUUACAUGGAUAACGCCAUUACAUUUGAGCCUUGAACCUUGACAAACUGUGGACGUGAACACAGAGUAGUUUGAUACUUUGGGUGAUACAUUGACCUUGGAUUUGGCAUUUUUUGUGAAUUGCUUCAGUGGACAAUGACUUCCAGAAGGCCAAUGACUCGCUCUUUCUCUGGAAAUGGGAGGACAAGCAGCUUUAGUGAAGAGGAGGGCAGCUCUUCCAAUGGCCGCACAGAAAGCCGGAAUCCUUACCUCUCGAAUGUUAGGCCUGAAAACAGCUAUUCAAGGUAUUCUCACUACAGGCCACAGAGGAGCACAUUGUGCAGCGUCAUGGCUCAGUUGACCGAGGACAUACAGCCAUCCUUUGAGAGCACUUUGAAAUCCAAGGCAGUGUCAGAAAAAUGUAAUGUGAAGUUCACCUGUGUGGUAACAGGUUACCCAGCUCCAGAACUGAAAUGGUAUAAGGAUGAUAUGGAAAUGGACCGGUAUUGUGGGCUCCCAAAAUAUGAAAUUCAUCGUAAUGGAAAGACCCACACCCUCCAUAUUUACAACUGCACAUUGGAUGACGCAGCCAUCUAUCAAGUCUCAGCCAGCAAUAGCAAAGGUAUUGUCUCCUGCUCGGGAGUGUUGGAAGUUGGCACCAUGAACGAGUUCCAGAUCCACCAGAGGUUCUUUGCCAAGCUGAAGGAGAAAGCGGAAAAUAAAAAGAAAGGUCUGGAGCAACCCAAGAAGGAAGAUAAAGAAAACAUUCAGACAGAGAAACCGCAGAUUAGCCCAGAACGCCCUCCAAGGAAGCGGCACAUCCCACCGCCAAAGGAAAAGCCAGAGGUCAAGGAGCCUGAGGCUGUGGAACAAGUAGGAGCUGCUGCAGAACCUAAUGGUGUUAGCGCUGAACUCAAGGAAGAACUGGAGAAGGAGAUAUCUCCAGCCGAGGAAACCUUGGCCAAAAAGAAGAUAAAGAUCACAAACGGUGUGGACGCUGGGGUAAACAGCCGCAACAGUAGCGGAGGCAGCAGCAGAAUCAAUAUGAUGGGAAAUGGAGGUGAAAACUGUUAUGAUGGAGGAAUCGGUUUGGCACAAUUUCUAUCAGAGACUCUCCAGUCCCACAUUGCGGAGGAGAAACAGAACUCCUCUCGAGUUGAAAAGGCUAAAGAUAUGGAGGUUGGAAGUGCCGGUAAAGAGAGAGAUCAAGAAAAGAUGCAAAAGCUGAGGGAAGAGAAAGAAAAAGUAAGAGAGGAAGAGUAUGAGAGAGAGAAACGAAGAGAAGAGGAAUUGACCACUGAGAAGGAAAAAGAAAGGGAACAACAGCUGGAGAUGCCGCAUACAGUACCCUACACCAAACAUGGUUCAGGAGUCAAGCAUCACAACAAGGCCCAUAAAGACCAUGACCACCACAACAUCCAGGCUUCCAUCUCCUCUGUGCUCCACUCAGUCAAAGACUUCUUCUUUGGUAAGACCAAGAAGGACCAUGAUCACAUUGAGAACAAAGAGAGAGAGUUCAAACGCUCGCCUGCUUCAACACCGCCAUCAUUUCGGCUGCAACCGGAGCAUAAUCAAGUGUGCGAGCCACUUCCGGACGAGGUUGUGCCUAUGGAAGUAGAUAAACCAAAGGAGCCUUCAGAAACUGUGGAUGUAGAACAACAGUCUGUGUCACUGGAGCCACAUGAACAUAAGCACGAAGAUGGUAUUCUGCACACGGACCUGCCACCAGCUAAUAAAUUGCCACCUGAGAGUUUAGAGGAGACGACAGGGCAGAGUGAUGGUAUUGUGGAGGCAAUGGAGGUGGCUGUGGGGCAAGCGAGCAGCAGUCCAGGUGAAGGGAUGUCAUUGUCUGGGCUUCAAGUUCUCUCUGAGGCUGAAGAGAAAAACCUCCAGAUGAUAUCAGUUAUCAAAGAGGUUCCCAUACAGCAGCAAGAGCCAGAGUGCCUUGUAGAUUCCACAGAGCCUAAUCUUCAGCCUGCGAAAGAUAUAUCUUUAAUCAGGGAAGAAACGCCUGUCCUGCUACAGACCCACGCCCCUGCAUUCCCCUCCACAUCCAACCUCACUAGUUUGGAAGAAAGCUGGACUUCCCCUCAUGAUCUUAUGUCAGCGUCAAACAGCCACAGCCUUAGUGAGGCACCAACCGAAACUUUACAAGAAGAGAAGAUGACUGUGGAUAAGAUGGGCAAAGAAUGUGAACGUGACACAAAGGAGGCAAUUUCCUCCAAUGAGUUGUGUGAGGAAGAAAAAGCUGAAGUGAAAUCAGACCAACAGCCGUGCUCGAAUAUAAACAGAUCUGAGAUUACUGAAUUUACAACAUGUUCACUGGAAGAGAGAAUAGAGCCAGGUCAAUCUAAAACACCAGAUUAUGUGCUUUCACCUCUGCCUGCUGAGGCAGCAUAUGGUGAAGAGAGAGAUAAUGUAAAAGCACAGGCAGAAUGUACUUCACUGACUCAGGAAAUGAAUGAAGGAUAUCCGCUCACUGUGGCGCCACAGAGUUUAGAGAAGGGUGACCUAAAAAUGCAGCAAGAAUACACUUCUUCUAUAGUAGAGGAAAGCUCUGAACUCCACAAUGUCCGUGCAAUACAGGGUUCAAACACAGAGAGCAGUGAAGAGGGAAGCACAUUGAUUUCUGCUUUAGAUUUAAAAGUAAACUCUUGUAACAAUCUAACAACACAAGAGCCACAAAUUUUAGAAGGAGAGAGCACUGAAGCAAAGAAUGAGAGUCUGCACUUUCAAGUGGAGGCAGAAAAGAGAACUCCGGUGAAAGCCGGGGUGUUAGAUGAAACACAAAACGAGAAAGGUAAUGCUUGUGUUUUAGAGGAACACAGUAAUGUUGCACAUCAAGACAGCAGUGUGGGUCAACAGAGUCUGCCCUCAGCGAAUAUCCCACAAAUCCAAAUAUCUAUUAUUGAAGACACCCCAGGUAGUAAACCAAAUGUGGCAGGUGUAAAUCCAAAUGAACAUUUUAUAAUUCCAAAAAUUGAAAUAAUGGAGCCAGAGCUCAAAGAGUGCACUCUGCCACUAACAAUUUUGGCACUAAACAAGCAAGAAUCAGAGCCUGCCACUUUGCAAAAACAUGAUGCAACACAUGUGUCUGAGGUAAUAAUCCAAGAACAGAGCGUGGCAGAUUCUCCAGACUUGUUGCCCACGCAGAAAAGCAUGCAUAACGAUAACAGACUCUCACCUACAGGAAAAGGAAAGGAAGUUGCGCAAUCAAAUGACGAGACAAAAAUGUUUGAGCAGGAGCAGCCAUGUGUGGAAAGUGCUGAACAGCUCCCUCAGAUGGACUAUGCAUCAAUUCCUCUGAUAAAUGUGUCAUGCACCGAUGACAAGGAGGAGGAUGUAUAUGUAAACACCCAUGUUUCAGAUAUACCUCAGCCUUUUGACACUCCAACUGUGCCUUUGUUUGUGGUGCCACCGAUCUCUGUCACUUGUCAUGAAAGUGAUUCUGGACUCAGUCUGCCCACUCCAAGUGAGUGGACAGAAACAGAAACUUCAGUCACCACACAAAGGGGAACAAAGCAUGAUGUUGACGAACGUAAUACCACUGUGCCAGACAAAACUCAGAGUAGAAAACAGAACCUUGAAGAAACAGCAGUAAAAAGUAUAAAAGAAAACACUCCCUCUUUACUACAUGAGGUUCUAACACCAAAGGUUGGCGACUGUGUGCCAUCAUUCAGUAUAACAACAGAAGACAACAUUGUCCCUGAAGUGUUGAAGGCAAAACCCCUUAAAGAGACCAAGAUAGAAAACUCUCUGUCCGCUGAGGACCUCCAAAGAAACAAAUCGUCUGUUGAGAGACUCUGCUGUAAACCACCAGCACAUCCAUCACUGAGUCCAGGCAGUCUCCGCAAAUUCAUGUCCAAAGCUGCCGCAGACUCAGACACAAAUGCCGCAGGUGACCGUCAGAAUGACAAAGCAGACGAGGAUCUAAGCGGAGGCUCAACACCAACAUCAUCCCUCUCCUGUGAGAGCAGCCCUCGUCUGAAGCGCAGAGACAGUCUGUCACUCAUACGCUCUGCCACGCCUGAAGAGUUGGCCUCCGGGGCUCGUCGCAAAAUCUUCAUCCCAAAAGCUAAAGAAGAUGCAGAGGGAGCAGUGAUUGGUGUCCUAGAUACUCAAAACAAGAAGGAGAUCCCCUACAUGUCACCCAGCCAGGCCCGAAGAGCAGCGUUACUACAAGCUCCAACGGGACAAAAUACCCCACCAAUGGAGAGGCGCUCUCCGCUGCUGAGCCGCAGAAAGGCCACCUUGGAGGUGCCAAAAGUGGUGGAGGAGUCUCCCACAGUAGAGCCAGUCAGCACCAAGCAAGAGGAGAAACCAGCUGAAAAGAAACUAGACCCUUUGAAAGCUCCACAGGUCAUCCGAAAGAUCAGGGGAGAGCCCUUCCCAGAUGCCUCCGGACACCUGAAGCUGUGGUGCCAGUUCUUUAACGUGCUCAGUGACUCCACCAUCAAGUGGUACAGAGACGAGGAGGAAAUACUAGAAGUGAAGAGAAGUGGAGGAGAUGAAAGCCAAGUAGCACUGGCUGUUGUUCUAGCAUCCAGCCUUGACUGUGGAAUAUAUGGCUGUUCCAUCAGUAAUGAAUAUGGGUCGGAUAUCACCGACUUCCUGCUCAGCAUAGACAUUAUGUCUGAGAUACUCCUAAAAGAUGAUUUGGAAGUUGGAGAGGAAAUCGAGAUGACCCCGAUGGUGUUCAACAAAGGCCUGGCCGACAGUGGUAGCUGGGGUGAAAAGUACUUUGGCCGCAUCAUGACCGAGACGGCGCAAAUUGGGGAGGGCUGCGCUCACAAAGCCAGCAAAGUGAAGGUCAUUUACGGCCUGGAUCCUGUCUUUGAGUCUGGACGCGCCUGCAUCAUCAAAGUUCAAAGCCCCAUCGCCUAUGGGACCACGCAGGAGAACAACCUCACAGAGAGAAAUCUACAGAUAACUAAGCAAGAGUGCAAAGUCCAAAACUUGAUUAGAGAAUACUGUAAAAUCUUUGCGGCUGAAGCAAGAGUUAUCGAGAACUUUGGCUUUUCACUUGAAGUGACUCCUCAGUAUCUGAUGUACCGUCCUGCCAACUCUGUGCCCUAUGCCACAGUGGAGGCUGAUCUUGAGGGCGUCUUUCAACAAUACUGUAUUAUGGAUCCUAACGGCCGGCUUAUUACACGAACGGCUUCUGAGGUGGAGCAGAAAUGCAACACCUUCCAGCAUUGGAUCCAUCAGUGGACACAUGGCAAUUUGCUGGUCACUCGGCUGGAGGGUGUUGAAACAAAGAUUACAAAUGUUAGAGUUGUGACCAAGUCGAAAGGAUACCAAGGACUAACAGAGAAGGGCUCUCCUGAUGUGUUUGAGCAGUUCCUGACAUACCAUCAGUGCAACUACUACUGUGGACUUCUUGGCCUGCGCCCACUUAAGUCUAUGGAUAGUCUGCAGCAACCCGCCAAAAUAAAGGGCUCCAGGAGCCCCCUCCUCAACCGCAAGGUGAGCUCUAACAGCCCACAGCUACACCGGAAAGGACACAGCCCCCAGAUGUCUAGAAAGACCAAUUCUAGCCCAAAGGUGACUAGAAAAGUUCAGGAGACAGAGGACAAUAAAUCAGAUACCCAACCCAAGGCUGCAGAAACUGUUGAAGUUCUUGAAAUGAGGUAGGAAUUAGCCUUGCUUCUGUGUCAAGCUUGUGCUUUUAAUGAUUUAGUUUAACCUGUCUCUUUACAGUUACCAAAACCAGCAAGGACUUUCAGAGUGAGAUUAUAAGAAAAGAAAGUUUGUUGACCGGACUUGUCAUAAAGAAUUACUGUGAAUUUCUCAGUCAUCAUACAGUAUGAGACAUCCAUUCUCCAGCUUCUUACUGUAGUUAAAAUGCACAUGAGUAAUAGGUGUGUGGUUUUUGACCUUAAAACUUACAGACACUAAACAGCAAAAGCAGUGUUUUGAAUUUAAACAGAAUUAAAAGUAACACUGGGUCACGUUAGAGCUGACAUAACACUAUUAAUAUUACUAAUAUCUGUCAUCUUAGAAUUACCACCACUGAAAAACCAACUGUACUUCACACUGUUAAGCAUGCAGUGAAGUUUUUCUCUUUUCUUUAAUGAACAGAUGUAAACAUUUUCAUGGUUUGAUUUUAAGAAUUAUGGAUAUACAACCAACCAAAGCCACCGAGGGGGUUAAGGUAAUUUAUACAUGUUAAAGACUGCAUGUUCAUCUGUGAUGUACAGUAUGUGUAGGAUAUAAAGUUAAUUUUAGAGACGUUAUUUAUGGCUUGCAUUAGAAAUGCCUAUGCAGCAUUUCGUUACACAGCAAAGUUGAGCUCAUGCUGUGUGAUUGCAGCACCAUUUUUAGGUCAAAGAUGUUUGUGUGCACUUUGUUUUUGCCAUUACUUAGUAGUUUUUCAAGUUUAACUUUGUAUCUGUUGUGUCUGUGUCUUUAAUCACUCCCCUCAUAAUAUUUCAGAAUAUAUACUGGUUAAUGCAAAGCAUUGAGCAGUAAAGGGCUUACCACUAAACUCUUUAACUAUGGUAUGCUCAUGCUCAUUGACAUGCAAACACGCGAGUGGUUCCCAGUAAUGAGGAAAGCUGCUGAAUGAGUUCCACACAGUAAUUUGGAUCUGAACUAUGGACUGUGGGAUAAAGGCACACUGAGCAAAAUAAGAGCAGACUCAGGACUUUCAGAAGCCUAUUGAUCAGUCAGUAAGGUUCCCUGAAUUAAUCUGUAAAGUUGGACAGUAUAACAACAGAACUGUGACUUUUGCUUGUGUACAGUUGGUCAGCACAAAAAGAAAGUAUCGUGCAUCUUGUAAGAUUGUACAAGUAUUUAUAGUUAAACGGCUACAGGAGUCAUUUGCCUUUUAUAAAUAAUAAAGUCAAGAAGACUGACAAGAAACCCUUAGGAAUCUUUGUAAUGGACUAUUGGUUAAUGAUCAACAAGAGUCUUCCGAUUCUUCCACUCAUAAACUUUAGCUGCCGUUUCUUUAAGUCACUGUAAUUGCAUGAUUUUUUUAUGAUCGGGUGAAAUGAGGUUGAAAUAUUGACCAGCAAAUGAUGAUGAAAGUGUACUGUCGAGGUGUGGUGUUGUGCAAGCAAACUGUAUCGUGUUUAUGUGUACAUAAAGUCAAAGGACUGGAGAUCUGAAGUAGUGGGAAGAAAAAUUGUAAACCAGUGAGCCAGUGAGUGUGUGAGUGAGUGACUAAAUGAAUGAGUGGUUUAGAAAGAAGAAUAAAUGUGUGUUUACAGUGUGUGCUGUAUUUGUCAUGUCACAUCAUGUCAGCAAAUGUUUUUUUUAAUAAAAAUA